Coccomyxa subellipsoidea C-169 is the source of this 192-nucleotide messenger RNA. RefSeq lists its product as hypothetical. The transcript has 3 exons. The annotation marks the transcript as partial. Lineage: Eukaryota; Viridiplantae; Chlorophyta; Trebouxiophyceae; Coccomyxaceae. Gene Ontology annotation, biological process: protein insertion into mitochondrial inner membrane. Gene Ontology annotation, cellular component: mitochondrial inner membrane. The record is from RefSeq and is a predicted model, not a curated record.
AUGGCUGAACAGGAGAUGGACUACAGGGUCGAUCUUUUCAACAGGAUGGUGUCUACCUGCUUCGAGAAGUGCAUGGACAAGAGGUACAAGGAGGGUGAUCUGAAUGUGGGGGAAAACAGCUGCGUGGACAGAUGCGCGUCAAAGUACUGGCAGGUCACAGGAAUAGUGGGUCAGCUUUUGGGUGGCGGACAG